Adineta steineri is the source of this 1158-nucleotide messenger RNA. Lineage: Eukaryota; Metazoa; Rotifera; Eurotatoria; Adinetida; Adinetidae. The record is from the annotation of a GenBank genome assembly.
AUGGCAUCAUUUGCUAGCACAUUUGGUUCAUCCGAUCAAGAACAUAUCUAUUCGAAUAAUGCUGCAAUUAAUUCAACAAAUUCUAUACAUAAUCAUCAAGAAUCAAAUAAUUUUUCCAAUAUAGAUCUUGAUCAACAAUUAACUCCAUCCAAAGAUCAUAAUUCACUCUAUGUUAGUCUUAACGAUGCAGCAACAUUCCAAACUGAUUCAUCAUCACCAACGGCUGGUGCCAUACCAAACAGUCUCUCACAUAAUCAAUCAUUUGCCUCCCAACAGAUUUCUUCUAGCAAAAGUUUUUCGUCAAAUACCAUGCCUAAUAUAUCUUCAAUUGGAACAGAUCGACGAAUAUCUAUUCCAGAUAUGUCAAGAUUAUCAGCAUCAUCGGCUGCAGCCGUUGCUGCUGUUGGACCAACUAUUAAUAAAUUUAAACAAUGGAGUCGUACAACAUAUAAAUGUACAAAACAAUCUAUUUACGAAAAAUUAGGCAAAACAACACGUACAGUCGAUGUUGAACUUGAUGCGCAAGUCGAGCAACUUCGUGAUACAAAACGUCGAUAUGAAAGUAUUCUUGCUUUAGCCCGUAGUUAUGCAAAUCAUUUCUAUAAUCUAAUGCAAACGCAAAAAGCUUUAAGUGAUCAAUUUGUUGAAUUAAAACAAAAAACUUAUCUUCUUUUUGAUGAAUUUGGUUAUAAUGCUGAAACACAACGUAUAAUAGCAAAGAAUGGUGAAACAUUAUUUAAUGCUUUAAAUUAUUUUAUAUCAUCAAUGAAUACACUUUGUACAAAAACAAUUGAAGAUACAAUGAAUACAAUUCGACUUUAUGAAGUUGCAAGACUUGAAUAUGAUGCAUGUCGAUCAGAAUUGAGACUUUUACCACCAGGUUCACAAUCAAGUGAAAAAGAAUAUGAACUUGAAAAAUAUCGAGAAAAAUAUGAACAAUUAAAGAAUGAUAUUGGUAUUAAACUUAAACUUCUUGAUGAAAAUCAGAUAAAAGUUAUGAAACAUCAAUUACUUCUUUUUCAUAAUGCUAUAGCUGCUUAUUUUUCUGGUAAUAGAGAAGGACUUGAAUCAACUAUGAAACAAUUUAAUUUAAAAUUUAUUCCAAAUACCACUACUAUUCAAGAUGAUAAGUCAUUUUUAGAACAAUCUCAACGCUAG